GCUGCAGUACCUUGGAGCCACCUUUCGCGCCCAUGGUGCUGAAUCCAAUUAGGUGGAGCUAUGACGCCAUGUUGGAUUCCUUCGACGUGUACCACUCAGGCCCGGACGCGCCACGGCCCCUACUCGACUUUGCUCUGCAGCUUCCAUCUCAGCCAGAAGGGAAGACUGCAAAGCCAAAGGUCGAAAAGGAGAGACCAAAGAAAGCCGAGGCUGGGCCGCGGCGUCGCGGCCCAGUGCCCCGUCCCUUCGCCGAGCCAACAGCCACAGCGCCGGGGCCGCAGCCCGCGGAGCUCGCGGAGCCCGCGUUGGGAGAGGCACAAGGUGCGAGGCUUUCCCUUCGCGCGAAGGAGACUGAGCUGACGGCGGAGCAAUACUCUGAUUGGAUGAAGUACUACAGAGACUGUGCUGAGUAUUUCGAACAGUGCGAAAGAAACUGUGCAGAACAGGCGGGACUGGAGCCUCCCAGGAGCGACAGGAAGGUGGAGCAGCCGGCACCGGCGCCUGCGCCAGCGCCUGCACCAGCGCCUGCAGCGUUUCCUGCGCCCACGGCACCCAUGCCAAGCCCAGCAGCCCCAUUUGUGCCCUCAGCACAGAGAGAGGCGCCCUUCAUGCCGAACCCCUGCGAGGCGCGCAUGGCCCACGGGCUGGGGCUGGGGACAGCAUGGGCGCCGCCGCCGCUACCGGAGGGCAUGGCGGCUCCCGCGCCGCUGCUGCAAGCGCUGCAGGCGUUGCAGCUGCUGCAGCAGCAGCAACAGAUGCAGCAGUUACAGCUGCAGUCGGUGCAGCAGCUGAUUUCAGGCAGUUUGCUUGGCGGUGGCCUGCUGGGUUUGCAGGGCAUGCCCGGCAUCGGCAUGGGCAUGCCCGGCAUCGGCAUGCCCGGCAUCGGCAUGGGCAUGUCGGGUAUGGGGUGCGGGGCGGGCGCAGCUGGCCUGGCGCAAAGCAAUGCGCUGGGUAUGACGAACGAGAUGCUGGCGAAUCUCCUUAUGGCCUGGUAUUACUCAGGGUACUACACGGGCGAAUACGCUGCGCGCCAGGGCAAGAUGUAGCCCUCAGUGUGCAUCCGCCGCCAGCUUGCGGACCGGACGUCGGCGCCGACGCCC
Messenger RNA from Effrenium voratum, 1100 nucleotides. NCBI's taxonomy places the organism in Eukaryota, Dinophyceae, Suessiales, Symbiodiniaceae. The record is from the annotation of a GenBank genome assembly.